Molecule: messenger RNA, 3503 nt
Organism: Paramecium sonneborni
Lineage: Eukaryota; Ciliophora; Oligohymenophorea; Peniculida; Parameciidae
Source: the annotation of a GenBank genome assembly
CUUUCUUUCUGUAAUAAUGGGGUGUCCACCGCUAAGAAAAACACAAUCUUCAGAUGGAGCACAAAAAUAUUGGGAACAAAUUCAAUAGAAAAUUAUAAAAGAAUUAAACGAACCAAUAGUUGACAAAGAAGAGAACUAAUAAGAUAAAAGUUCUGAAUUAAAGGAAUAGGAAAAAAUCAUUUAGUAAAAUUAAGAGCAAAAUUAAUUCUCAGAGAAUUUAGAAAAUCUCAACUAAAAAACCACAUAGAUAGUUGAAAGAAAAGAAUAAAGGAUCAGCAAAUUAGAAAUAACUAAUUUAAAUUCUCUCUCUAUUUCUCUCACAAAGAGAUAAAAAAAAUUGGACAUUUCAAAAUAAGAAAUAAAUCAAAAAAUUAUGGUAAUAAAAAAAGAGGAAACUCAAAACAUAGUUUAAAAGUCUUAAGAAGAAGAAAAAAUCAUAAAUUAAGAUAUAGAAAUAUAAUAAAAAGAAGUAUAUUAAAUUGAUAAUAAUUGUUUAAAAUAAAAUAAUUAAUUAGAGAUUUAAUAAAAUAAAAAUACUUCAGAUAUUUAAGAUGAAGUCAUCUAAUAAAUAUAAGAUGAUAUACCUCAAAGCAUAAAUGAGGAAAAUAUUUUGAAAAGGUGUUUUAUGAUUGAUUCAAAAUAAUUAAAAAUUGGUAAAUUAUCAGCAUAGUUUUUGAAUAAAAUAAAAGUGAUUACUAGUGAUAUCAUAUUAGAUGAAAUCAUAUAUAAAGUCAUAAAUACGACUCAAAUAAUGUAUUCUCAAAGGGUAACUUGGUUAAUCAAAGUAUUAAUUAAUUUAUCCGAAUGUAAAAUAUAAUAAUAAAAUGCUAUAUUUUAUGAUGGUUAAAUUUCAAAAGAACUUUUGAUGAAAUUAAUAAAUGCAAUUCUUGAUAAAAUUGUGAGUGCAGUAGCAAGACCGUAAAAAUUAGAAUGGGUAAAUGAUAGAGAAGAUAUUAAUAAAUUCAAUAGUGAAGAUAAUUAAAUAGCCUCAUAAGUUUAUGAUAUGAUGUUUGGAUAAUAAAUUUUAGAUAGUUUAGAUGUUAGUAAUGAUAAUUUAGACUAUCCAGCUCUAAAUUAUUUAUUAACAUAUCUUGAUACUAAAUGUUAAACUUAAGAUUCUUUAAGAUUUUUAGAAUUAAUUACAAAAAGAGAACUAUUCAAAUGUUAAAAAGUAAAUUUAAAAGAUUGCGCUAAUUAAGAAAGAGCUCUAUAAUUGUUAAAUAAAUUAUCUUUAUAUCCAAAAUUAACAGAACUUUUAUUGGAAAAUAGUUGGGCUUUUGGAAAAUUUUAAUAGUUCACUACAGGUAGAGAUAUAUAGAAAUAUUCCAUUUUUGGCUCAAUUUUAUGUUUAAGUACAUUUCCGAGAGAUUUUCCUGAAGUAAAAUCUAUUUUUGGUAAUCAAGCCUAAAGCUUAUAAAUGCAUUAAAUAUGUUAUAGAGGUCCAAUUUAUGAUUUAAUUAAUAAAAUGGCUGAUAUAUUUUUAAGAAUUAUAAGAAGAGGAAAAUAAGCUUAAUUAUAAUUAUUUACUUUUGUUAGUAAACUGAUUGAAAUUAAUCUUGAUAUUGAAAAAGUAACUUAAAAAGAAAAAUAUGAAAAAUGUUGCUUUUAGGGUUUGAUGUUCAAUUUAUAAUAAGUGUUAUUGGAGAUUUUUAAUCCUUUUAUUUAUAAUAAUGAAUAAGCUAAUGCUAAAGUAAACAAAAUAAAUAAAGAUCUUCUUGCUUAUAUUAAAGAUCAUCCUCUUUUAGCUAAAAUUUAUUAAAAUGUUAAUUAAAUGGCACCAUUAAAAACAGUAUUUAAACCAUUAGAUAAAUAUCCUGAUGUCGAUCCUAUGACAUUUUUAUAUUUAUUAAUUUAAAAGAUUAAUUCACUUCAAUAACAUAUGAUUAUCGAUUAUGUUUUAGCUUAUGUAUUUUUGUAAUAUGAUAAAAAACAUUUUGGAAGUAAUUCUAAAUUUACUUAGGAAAGUGAAGUAGAUAAAGCAACUUAUGAUACAUUAUUGCUUCAUCCAAAAAGUGUAUAAAAUACAAUUUAAUUUUUAUCAUUUUAAAGUAAAGUUGCUUUAAGUUUACUUGAUGAGAAUUGUUAACCAAAAUAUCCAUAUGGAUUAUUAUCUAAUUAAUUUAUGCAUGAUAGCUUUAAUUAUUGUUUUAUUUACAAUUCUAAUGAUUUAGCUUUAGAUUAUUUAGAUGAAAUCAUUUCUAUUUGUGAAUUAACUAUUAUUACUAUGAAAUAUAAUGAUUUAAUUGAAGAUAUACAUCUAAGAGUACAAGGAAUGGAAUUAUUUUAUAUUUUUAAUGAUUAUGUAUCAUAAAAGAAUAAUGCUGCAGCUGAAAAAUCAUAUAAAAUAUUUGCAGAAAAUAAAAUCAUUAAAGAUUAUCUAAUUGAAGGACUUAUUAAAGCAUAUGUUGAUCAUGAUAGAGUAAAAGUCAGCAACAUUUUACCUCCAUUAAGAUUUAAGUCAGCUAUUUCUCAAUUAUUUACAUAUAUAUUAACAACUCAUAAAUAAAUAUAUGAAAAGAAGUUUUUAUGGUACAUCAAAGUCAACACUAAAACCUAUUAAAGUUUUGCUUAUGUGUAUAUUAAUGAUAUCAAAGAAAUGGUAGAUCAAUGUAUAACUUAGACAAAAAAAAUAAAAGAAAAUGAAGAUAAUGAAUCUAAUUAACCAGCUAUGAAUUAAGCAUUAUUACCUAUUUAGGAAAAAUUCAUCAAACAGAUUCUGAAAUAGAUUGCAGAAAAGAAAUGUAUUUUUGAUUGGAAGGGGGUAACAGAAUUAUUUUAAAAUCUUAUAAUCUUUACUAAAAUUGAACCAUAAGCAUUUCUAAUCGAAGAAACAAGAUAAUAAUUUGUCUAAAAUCUUAAUUAUGUUUUAGAAUAAUUGAAUGGUCAAUAAAAUGACUUUUUGAAUUCCAAAUUCUUCACCAAUUAUGAUGUAUAACCUAAAGAAUUAUCAAUCAAAAUAAUUGAAAUAUUCAUUAACCUUAAAAGCUAAACUGUUUUUUGGGAUGAAAUAAUCAUGAAUAAUUAGUAUUAUAUUCUAUUUAUUUUAGAUCUUUGUAAAUUGAUAUGUUACAUUAGUUGAUAAAUAAAUUAAGUUAUUAAAAAACAAUUCCUGAAUAAUAACUAUAAGAAUUCUUUAAAGUUUUGGAUAACUUAGAUUUGUUAAGACAUGAUUUUGACUAAAUAAUGAAUGAUCUUUUAAAGGAUCCAAAUAAAGAAAGAAAAUAUCUUGAUUCUCUUACUAGAAAUUUGAUGAGUGAUCCAGUGAUGCUGCCAAAUUCAAAAGUAUGAUAGUUAAUAGAUAAUAAUUAGUAAAUAUUGGAUAGAGUGACAAUAAAAAGAUUAUUAAUAAAAAAAUAGGAAGAUCCAUUUGAUAGAUCCUUUUUAAGUGAAGAUAUGCUUGUAGAAUAAAAAGAAUUAAAAUAAGAAAUAAAAUAAUAUAUUGAAUCAAAAAAAUAAGAAAUGAGACUAUUAAGGCAAUCGAAAAGUAAAUACUAAAAUUGAUU